GUCAAAUACACGGCUCUUUCGCCAAUGCGAUUCGCUUCGAGACGUUCACCACCAAAGAGUCACUCAAGAAUAGCCGUUCGUUCGCGAACGACCCAUGACUGGUGGAAUCAUCGGCGAGCUGUGUAGAGCUACGUGUGCAGGUUAUCCCCAAUUAAGCAGGAUUUGACGCCUUCAUUAUUUCUCCAACAAAGACACCGAUGAAAAAUAACCGAUUGAAUAGAGACCUGAGGUCAUGGUCUGGGUGAUUCUACUGAGAUGGGCCUUUCCUCUAGGUGGUUCUGGUCCAGAUGGGUCCUGUGAAGGUGAAGAAAGAGGUGGAAGAAGCAGGACGCCUAGCAUUCUGACUCUAGUCUGGAUGUAUGGACUGUAGACACACCAUUGUUUCACGUCAGAUGGUGUGAGUCUGUCCACACUCGUUUGAUCUUACGUUGUAUAGGAGGACUGUUACGAAGGAGUGACGCCACCUGUUGGACUCCAAACAGAAGACAAUGCUGUAACCAGACGGCUUGGUAGACACACACUAUCUGUGGUAUCUGGUCGGCUCUGCUGUUGUCUAGGCUCUGAUGGCAGAUAUUCCCUCUGGACUGCUGGAGGCUUGUGUGGUGGUUGGAGCAGCCAGCGAUAAACUCAGGGAAGUCCAUCAGUCCCAUCAACAGGGCAAAAUCAAAGAGCUUCCCCUGUUGGGGGCAGAGGUACUACAGGUUCACGCCCCACCUUUCGUGACCAAGGAGAGUGCGAGUAGCGAGAACCAGGGUCACGCCCCGGCCUUCAGCAGGGUCCAGAGGAGGCGCUCCUUCAUCAAGAAGAAGAAGGAGAGGGCUGGAAUAGCUAACGGAGAGACAGCCAAGGGUAGCAAUGGAGGGGGCGGCACCACCACAGAGGACAUCAGUGUCCCCAAGGACCUGGACCUCAUCGCCCUGCCUCAACUCUGCUUCCCAGGUGGUCUUCAGAUAGCCAGCGAGCAGAGAGAAGACUCGUACCAUUACCUGGUGUUUACUGAUGUCUUUGGGAACAGGACACAUGCUGUAGUAGUGCAGUACUACAGGCCUAUACAGUUUUUUCAGGAUGGUGGGCACCAAAAUGGCCACCGGUCAUCCUCCAAGUCGUCCCGUCUCUACACGGCAUACGGCAUCUGUGUCAUCUCUAAAUACCCUUACUACAACGCUCUCCGGGACUGCCUGUCAUGUCUCUUGACCCAGCUCAAGCCCAGCUGGAUGGGGGACUUUGAGGAGAGGGUGAAGGAGUUUUCAGCCAAGCUGGCGCUGGUGCCCAUUCCCCCACCUGGGCAACUUCAUGUGGUCUUUAACCUCAGGCCUCUCCAGAUUGGGCUUCCCUCCCGGGAGGAUAAGGACCGGCCGGCUGUUGACCUGGACCUCCAUCUGCCUUUCCUGUGCUUUAGACCCCGACAGCUCCUCCAAAUCAUUGCCAGCCUGUUGACAGAGCAGAGGGUAGUACUGUUGUCCUGUGACUGGGCCCGGCUCACCCUGCUGGCAGAGAGCCUGAUGCUCUUCAUCCACCCCCUGGUGUGGCAGCACCCCUUCGUGCCCAUCCUCUCACACCAGAUGCUGGACUUCCUCAUGGCUCCCACCGCCUACCUCAUGGGCUGUCAUCUGCACCACUAUGAAGAGGUGGCUGCGGAGGUAGCCGCGGAAACGGAUGAUCUGAUCCUGGUUAAUAUUGAUGAUGGGACCGUGUCGUCUUCCUGGUCUGAUGGGAUUGACCUGCCCGAUGUCCCGCUGGCGGCCGCAGAGUGUUUUAUAACACGGGUGGAGGGCCUCCAGGUGCACUAUGACCUGGAGGUGUGUCACCUGGGGGCCAGUACAGAGGUGAACGAGAGGAGGGCCCAGAGGAAGCAGUGGCAGAGGAAACUCAACACACACAUCCAGAAUAUCACUCUGGAACUCAUCGUCAACAUCUUCAGAGAAGUCCACGAUCACCUCAACUAUGAGCACAGAGUCUUCAACAGUGAGGAGUUCUUUAGGUCUAGAGAGCAAGCAGACCAGCCAUUUUACAAGAAGGUGUUGGACACACACAUCUUCCACUCAUUCCUACGGGAUCGUCUGAACAGGAAGAUGGACGCAUUCACACGUAUGGAGCUGAGUACUCGGACAGAAGCUUACAGGCUGAGGUCCAUGACAGAGUCUCCGCGGCGGCCCACCAUGCAGGAGUUGGCCCGUAAAUACACCAGCCCAGAGAGCCGGCUCAGCAAGCGGCUGGGGGCCAGCCUGCCCAACCUGGGGGAGAGUGGGGGGUCUCUGGUGGGGCCCCUCAGGCAGACCUCCUUCAAGAACAUACAGGUGGACAGCGGUAUGAAGUCUCCCCAGAGGCCAGUGAGAUUCUUCAAGCUUCCUGAGUUCCCCCCUCCGCUGGCCUACCACUACGUCCAGAAUUACUACCAGGAGAUGAUCACCCUCCUGGGCAAGGCCAUCAGCGGGGCGGCCUCCGAGGACUCCUCUCUCCUGGCUCGCUAUCACUACCUCAGGGGCUUCGUGAACACCGUGGCCGGUAAACGCCUGGACGCUCUAGAAGACUUCCAGAACCUCUACAAGACGGACACAGACAUCUUUCCUGGCGAGCUGGUCAACGCGCUGGUGGACUCUCUACAGGAGGGCGAACAUGCACUGGCUGACCGCCGACCCGAAAUCAAACGCCUGAUUAGUCAAGUGAAGAGGGACCAUGAGAGGGAGCGGGCGCGCCAUGUCGACGAAGGUGUCAAGCGGUUCCAACUCCCGAAAAAGCACAUGCAGUUGGAGGACUUUGUGAGGCAUGUGCAGGAAUCUGGGAUUGUCAAAGACCAGGGGACCAUUCACCGGCUGUUUGAGGCUCUCACUGUGGAAUGUUGUAAGAGCAGCUUGGGUUGGCAUGGUGGUGGCUCUGCGGUGAAGGCUCCUUCCCAGUCAAUCUUUUACCUUGAUUCCAAUCUGGAGGGCCAGCAGAAACAGGUGGACCCGGAGAUAUUCCGCGUGUUCUACACCUUCUGGAAGGAGACGGAGGCCGAGGCUCAGGAAGUGGCCCUGCCGGCCUCGGCCCUGGAGCACCUGGAGGCUAAUGAGUGUGUCUUCAAGCUGUCCUCUUCGGUCAAGACCAGCCACGGCGUGGGCAAGAUCGCCAUGACACAGAGACGGCUGUUCCUGCUGACCGAAGGACGACCCGGGUACAUGGAGGUCACCAAGUUCAGAGACAUUGAGGAGGUGAAGAUCUCCUCUGCUCCCUUCCUACUGCUGAGGAUCCCGUCUUUGAAGAUCAAGACCACCCUGAGGAAGGAGACGUUCGAGGUCAACCUGAAGUCAGAGGUUGACCUCUGGCACCUCAUGGUCAAGGAGAUGUGGGCUGGAAGGAAGAUGGCCGACGACCACAAGGACCCCCAAUAUAUGCAGCAGGCUCUGACCAACGCCCUGUUGAUGGAUGCAGUGGUUGGCUGUCUGCAGUCACAAAAGGCCAUUUUUGCUGCAACCAAGCUGGCACACUUUGACAGAAUGAAACUGGAAGUCCCGCUGAUGGUCCCUAAAACCACGUCAGAGACCCUGAAACACAAGAUCAACCCUUCUCUGGACCUGACUAGCCCCCAGGCGGUGGAUGUUCUGCUCUACACCCCAGGCCAGCUGGGCGUGUCGUCUGACUCUGAGGGUGAUGGGAACCCCAAACUGUGGUGUGCCCUGAGUGACGGGAAGGUGGUGGUGUUUGAUGCAACCAGCUGGUCCAUGCAGCAGAAACAAGUCCAAGUGGGAACUUCACGAGUGAACUGCAUGUUGGGAGUGGACCGGCAGCAAGUGUGGAUUGGCUCCCAGGAUUCAGUCAUUUACAUAAUCAGCACCCGCAGCAUGUCCUGUAACAAGCAGCUGACAGACCACCACAGUGAGGUCACAGGGCUGUCCCUAGGGGAACGCAGCGAGAAAUACAGCCCCAAGGUGGCAUACUCCUGCAGUGCGGAGGGUGCAGUGAUAGUGUGGGACGUGUCCACGUUACAGGUCAGGAAACAGUUCCGGGUCUCCUGCGACCGUCUCCAGUCCGUUCAGCUCUGCAAUGGAACCCUAUGGUGCUGUGCCAGAGACUGCAUUAUGGAGGUGUGGAAAAAUGGAAUGUUACAUCGCAAGAUCUCCCUUCCUGAGCAGCUCUGUGGCUCCCCAACUGCCUUCAGCAGCCUCCUGCUCUACUAUGAGAGAGAGCAGCUGUGGACGGCCUGUAUAGACGUAGGGGAGCUGUGUGUGUGGCACCUCAGGGAGCCCACCAAGCCUUUCCAGAGGAUUCAGCUGCCUGACUGUGCAGGCGUCACCUGCCUUAUCAAGGUCAAAAACCAGAUCUGGGUUGGGGGCCGAGGGUGGAGUUCGGGGAAGUCCAGGGGGAAGAUCUACGUAGUGGAUGCCCAGCGACACACGGUGGAGAAGGAGCUGGUAGCUCACACAGACUGUGUCCAGGCACUGUGCUCCGCAGAGGACCGCUAUGUGCUGAGUGGGGCAGCCCGUGAGGAUGGGAAGAUAGCCAUCUGGAAAGUGGAGUAACUUGAGUUGAAAUUCAAUACUGCCACCUGGUAACUGGGGGUCAGAACAGGAUUGUGUUCAUUAUUCACCAAACGGUAGAAAACGGACUGAAACAGGAACUUGUUCAAUAAGAAACGCUCAUUUUUGUUAACCAUUGAAAAUUGUUUUGCUAAGGUGUGCCCAAAUAACCCAGGUGAUUAUGAACAGUUGGGAAAUAAACUCUAGUCGUGAUUUGUGACUGCCUGUGGAUGGAUGACCAACCCAAAGUUCACCUGAUUGCAUAGGAUUUAUUUUUAUUUCUGGAAUAAUCUUUCCAACCUAUAGUUUUAAACACAUGUAUCUUAUUGUUUAUGUUAAAGGGAAACUAUUUAGGUAUUUGUUUCAUUAGUCCAUUGUUGAUAUAAUCCCAACAUGUUUUGAAUAUCAGAAAUACAUUUUUCAAGAUAUAUAACUUAAAAAAUACAGAAAUACUGCCGGUGUGAUGCAUUUUUGGACUAUAUCAACAAUAGACUAAUGAAACAAAUACCAAAACACAGUUUUGGAUGUCAUUUUCCUUUUUAAGCAGUACACUGAUUAUUGUAUUAUUUACAUCAAAGGAGGAACCUUAGAUGUUUUUAUAUUGGGAUGCUUCACAGGUUACUCACAUCCAAAUAAGUAUUUCAUAUUUAAUGUAUGUGCUUUUUCUGUUAAAUAUGUUUUUGUAUGUUUAAUACACUCAACCCAAACUAUGCAUUUUAGUAUUAUUAAAAUGUUUAGUAAUGAAGACUUGUCCUCGCAAUGUAUUUGUCUCAGUCUUCAUAUAACAUGACACAAGCUACUUCUAACAUUUUAAAUGAAAAAAUUAAAUAUUUUCCAUUAA
Molecule: messenger RNA, 5337 nt
Organism: Salvelinus fontinalis (brook trout)
Lineage: Eukaryota; Metazoa; Chordata; Actinopteri; Salmoniformes; Salmonidae
Product: DENN domain-containing protein 3-like
Exons: 26
Coding region: 564-4499 (1311 amino acids)
Biological process (GO): regulation of Rab protein signal transduction
Cellular component (GO): cytoplasmic vesicle
Molecular function (GO): protein binding
Source: RefSeq, a predicted model, not a curated record